AUGUAUGAUUUCGGCUCAAACACUCGACGAGAGAGACUUAUUGGAGAUGACGACGCUCUGAGAAAACGGGCGAAAGCCGAUACAACAUCAUUGAUACUAGGAAAAGACACACCAGAGACAAAGCUCGAGAGACCUGACCCAGAGGCUGACCUUGAACACUACGAUUAUUUGCGCCUGCGCCGAAGCCAAGUGCUACAAGAACAAAAGGCUCUGACUUUCGCCCACCGACUCUUUGCAAGUGCUCUACUCGCCGCCGUCGCCGCCAUCACCACCAUCACCACCAACACCGACGACGACGAAGGAGAGGAAGGAGGAGAGGAAGAAAAGAGAAAAGGAGAUACUUUUCUAAACAUGAGUGACAAAGGACGCGUGCCCUUUUCCCUGGCGACUCGUGAGCAAGGCAAGACCAAGUAUCUUGACCGCCCUCCUAUUUAA
Messenger RNA from Bacidia gigantensis, 435 nucleotides. RefSeq lists its product as uncharacterized. Bases 1 to 435 code for a protein of 144 amino acids. Lineage: Eukaryota; Fungi; Ascomycota; Lecanoromycetes; Lecanorales; Ramalinaceae. The record is from RefSeq and is a predicted model, not a curated record. The transcript is spliced from 2 exons.